AUGACUAUUCGAACUAUCUGCUCAAAGGGCAUCUACCACGGUCUCCCCGUCUUUCCGGACGAUGUGGAAGGACUUACGGCUAUUGUCACCGGAGCAAAUGGCAUUUCCGGCACGCAUAUGCUUCGCGUGCUAUGCGAAUCGCCCAAACGAUGGAAGAAAGUCUACGCCGUCUGUCGUAGACCACCGCAUGGAGAAUGGCCAAGUCAAGUCGAACAUGUUUCAAUGGAUCUACUGCAGGCACCGGAAAAGAUCGCAGAGAAGAUGCACGAGCGAGGAGUUAAAGCUGACUGCGCGUUCUUUUUUGCUUAUAUCCAGCCGAAGCCGAAAGAGGGUGAGAGCAUUUGGAGUGCUGUUAAUGAGCUUGUUAAUGUUAACACCGCCCUAUUGAGGAACUUCCUUGAGGGACUGGCAAUAUCCAAGUCUGUUCCUCGGAGGGUCCUACUCCAACUAGGAGCGAAGUACUAUGGCGUACAUCUAGGCCCCUCUGCAGUACCCCAAGAAGAAUCCGAUGAGCGCGUGCAUCUGGAAUCGAACUUCUAUUAUCCCCAAGAAGACUAUCUGCGCGACUUCUCUCAAAAACAUGGUAUCGGAUGGAACAUUACCCGUCCUUCUUGGGUUCCUGGCGCUGUUCCUGACGCAGCAAUGAAUCUAUGUCUCCCCCUUGUCAUAUAUGCCACGGUGCAAAAGCACCUUGGAAAGUCACUGGAGUUCCAUUCGGAUCUAAACGCCUGGGAAGCCAACCAGACUUUAUCCACUGCACAGUUAAACUGCUAUCUCGCAGAAUGGGCAGUUCUGGAACGCCACGCCAAGAACGAGAGCUUCAACGCCUCCGACGACUGUCCGUUCACCUGGGGCAAGUUCUGGCCCAGACUGGCAGAACGUUUCCAGAUGCCAUGGACUGGGCCAUCCAUCAAUCCGUCUGUGUUCAAGGAACAAGAGACACCGUACAACCCUCCACCACGCGGAUUCGGACCCCCGGCCAAGCUGCGAUAUCGAUUUACCUUGACGGAAUGGGCUAAGAAGCCGGAGGUCCAGCGGGCGUGGAAGGAACUUGCAGAGAAGCAUCAUCUGCGGGAUAAGUCGUUGGAAGAUGUUGAUAGGAUUUUCGGAUUUGCCGAUGCUGCGUUGGGCAUGUCGUAUCCUAUUCUUUUUAGUACGGCAAAAGCGAAGAAACUCGGAUUCUUUGGAUUUGUCGACAGUGCCGAAUCUGUGUUCAAGGUAUUUCAGGAGUUUGUGGAUUUGAAGAUGAUCCCUCCUCUUCCUUAA
This is a messenger RNA of Aspergillus chevalieri, 1266 nucleotides long. RefSeq names its product SDR family oxidoreductase. The transcript is spliced from 4 exons. NCBI's taxonomy places the organism in Eukaryota, Fungi, Ascomycota, Eurotiomycetes, Eurotiales, Aspergillaceae. The coding region runs from base 1 to 1266 and encodes 421 amino acids. The record is from RefSeq and is a predicted model, not a curated record.